CUGCCCACUCCUCUCUCCGGACUGUUUUAUGAAGUUUGUAAGGAUUACCGGCGCCGAAUGAAGCGAGUUAUAUUCAACAGUUCGACAGCCCGACCCAGUCAUGUGACAGAGUUGCUGUGGCAACGACGGUUGUUUCACCGUAGUAAUGUUAGGCAGGCUAAUUCACGUUAGCAAGUCAGUGAUAUUUUAACUAAUGAAGGCCAGCGGACAGCUGCGUGGUGGUUUUCACCUCUGAUUGUCCAUCAUUUUGAGACAGGCAGCGACAGAGACACUGGGUAACGUCAGGUAAUAGAUAGUUAAGUAGGCUAGCUUUGUGAAUGGCUUGCUAGCAGCCAAACUUUGCAGUGAUCUCGAGCUGGAGUUGACUGGUUAAUUGUCAGGCUAAUGAACAGCACUAACUGGAUGAAUAACAUCUGUCAACUCUGUUGACUGCGUAACAGUAGAUAUGAUGCUGCAGGAUGGGUCAACGCAGCUCCUCUGCCUCACAGCCAGCAGCGGUGUCCCCUUGUUCACGAGAGGAGCCUCCAAGCAGCUCCCUUUCUCUGUCAUCGGCUCUCUGAACGGAGUCCACAUGUUCGGAGGAGGCCAGGGAGUUUUACUGUCCAGCUGUGAGACUGAGCGUGGGGGCAAAGUGGUGUGGAGAGUCUUCCAGGACAGCGUGAUGCUCAUCGCUGUGAACGGCGGACAGGGCGGCGGGGGAGGCAGCAGCAGAGGGGAGGAGCUGUCUUUGCAGCGGCUGUUGGAGAACGUGUGGAGCAGCAUGGUGCUGGUGCUGGGGCAGGAUGAGCUGGCCAGCGUGAGGAACGUGGAGCGGCUGAAGAGAGACCUGCGCUCCUGCUUCAGCCUCAUCGACCAGCUGCUGGAGGAGAAGCAGGAGGGCAUCAUGGGGAACCUGACGCACUGUGCCGACUGCCUGGUGCCACCCAACCCCACUCUGCUCCAGGAGGCGGUGGAGAACUUCACACAGGCUGCCGACAGUGAGUUUGGUUGCCUCAUGGUGCACGGGCGGAUUGCUGUAGCGACUGAGAAGUGGUGGCGCCUGGCACCGCAGGAAGUAGUGCUGCUGUCUGCUUUGAUGCGGUCCCUCUCAGCCUCUGGUUCAGCCUCGUGCGACUACCCGGUGUUCCUCCCUCAUGGCAGCCCCACUGUGGCCCACCGGCUGCUCCGCUUCCAGCUGCUCCCGGGUGCAGAUGUGUGCGUCCUGUGUGGCCCCACGCCCUCCCUCCUCAGAGCUGAGACCACGUUGGUGGGGCGUUUCUGGUUACCACUGGCAGACACCCUGAGAGAUUGUCUGGCUGUCGGGGAGCGCUGCCUACCAGGAUCUGUAUCCCUGCGCCCUGAUGUGCUGGCACUACUUCUCAUCAACCGUGAAACCCGUCGCUCCGUCUCCUGUGUGCGGGCCUCCAGUGACUCCUCUGUACCCUCCAGGGCUCGCUGCUGGGAGCUGCUCAAACUCUUCUACAUCUUCAGCACCACACGCUACUUCAGCCAGGAGGAGACACUGUGUGUUUCCCCAGAGGAGAAGCCUCAGAGAAGCAGCUGUGAAGAUUUUGCCCCUGGUUUCUCCCACCAGCCACUGCAGUGCUACCUGGUCACAGAGGAGUGUAAAUGCUACACCCUGCAGACUCCUCAGCACCAGCUGUUUCUGCUCACCCCGCUCUCAGUACCCACCUUUGCCCUCCGCACGGUGGCUACACACACACUCUCAGCCAUCACUGCUGCCACUGGGUUUUAAACCAUCCUCAUUAAGCUUACCUGGCAUCACUUAAUCACACAAGCCUUAAUUUGGGCUUUUCUGUUUACUGUCUUUAUUGAUCAUUUCAAUCAGGCAAAAUUACUUGAAAAACUGAUCCUGGACCAAAAGAAAAAAAUCUUGGUCCAUCUGUCCUAAGGACAAUUUGAGUGAUUAUCAGAGGACUGGAGAGAUGAAAUAAGUAGUAUUGCUAUUGAUUUUCUGAACAUAUGAAAUCAUUUGAAGUGAUUUCAUACUCAAGACAUCAUUUGAGGGAAUAAGCCCUGAAACCUGUACAAUGUUGAAAAUGUUAUAACAAAGUGAGGUUUUGCUUUAAAUUGUGUUUUGCAUUGAAGAAAUUGUAACUACUGGACAAUUUUGCCCUCAUAAUCACAGCCGGCCUUUCAUGGCCUCAACACUGUCGCUGUAAUAAGGUCACAGUGCUGCUCAGACCUCCGUCCAAAUGCCUAGAUGUUCCUCAUGUAAGUUAUAACCUAACCACUGGGACUGCACUGUCUCACAAUGUAUACUUGAUGAUUACAACUGCUGUUGGAGAAGCAAAACAUACACUGGGAUAGUUUGAAUCCUCUUUGGCCUCAUAAAGCUGAUAAAUUUGACUGAAUUGUGAUACUGGCUCAAGUUGGUCUGUCUGUGACUAUUUUUAAAAAUGUUGUAAUGUUUUGUUUCUUUUCUUGAGACCACACAACGUUCUAAUUUUCAUUCAUUAAAUAUACUUGGGUACAUCCUAAGA
This is a messenger RNA of Myripristis murdjan (pinecone soldierfish), 2483 nucleotides long. RefSeq names its product fuzzy planar cell polarity protein (gene fuz). The transcript has a single exon. Lineage: Eukaryota; Metazoa; Chordata; Actinopteri; Holocentriformes; Holocentridae. Bases 446 to 1735 code for a protein of 429 amino acids. The record is from RefSeq and is a predicted model, not a curated record. Gene Ontology annotation, biological process: vesicle-mediated transport; non-motile cilium assembly.